Molecule: messenger RNA, 2909 nt
Organism: Trichobilharzia regenti
Lineage: Eukaryota; Metazoa; Platyhelminthes; Trematoda; Strigeidida; Schistosomatidae
Source: the annotation of a GenBank genome assembly
CACGGAUAUUUUGAACCCCAGCCUGUAAGGAAGUUUACACCAUUCUGUGUAUCUGACUUAAACCGGCUGCUAUGGAUAUCAUUAAUUGAUGUAUAUAUGUUUUGGUUUGCCCACCACUAGCUCUUUUCGAACCUGAUCCAUCCUAUAUCAGCUUACACUACCCGUCUAGAAAGGCGACGGUUGGGCAUGCGUAAUACCUGUUUGAACCAUCUCAAUUAAUGUAACUUCAAAAUCUCAAUUUCCAGUUGAUAGGUGCAUUUUCGUCCUUCCAAACCUUAUGUGAUGGCGAUAUGGGCCUCUUAUUUCUUCCUAAAGCGAUCUUGUGUUUCCUUCAACUUCACUUUCAAGGAUUUCCGGUGUUAUUUCAUGUCUCCGAGUUCCCUUGUUAACUGUAGUGCUGUCAUUCAAAGUUUAGUCCUUCAGUUUCUGGGUGCUGGACGUGAGUUGUAGUCUACUCUCAGCCAUUUUGCAGUCCAUGUAGUGGUCCCGGUCGAUAUCUGCUCCUGACCUCUAUUUUUUAUCAUUUAGGCUACCUCCUAAUUCUUGAGAUUGGAAAUGAUUUCGUCUCGUUUUUGAUGUGUCCAUUUGGUGAAACCUAUAUCGCCUUAUAUCCUUAGUCCUGUACACGCUGCUCCCAAUAAUCAAAUCAUUGAAAGAGCAGAAGCCUGCGAUUUCGAUUUGGCUUUGAUUCAAAUCACCCAUUACAAGUUUGAUGUCACAUUCUGGCCGAAUUUUUGUCCAUUACUGUUUACAGUUGUCUGUGGAGGUCUUCCGCUCCAAUGGGUCUGCUUUGUGUAUAGGGGUGUAGUUGUAAUUGAGCUGAAUCUCUCCGUCACUAUCUCACAGGAAGUUGGUUUCCACUGCAUAAGAGCCUUCGAUUAUGCUGUCGACAUCAUGAUAGCUACUCCGUCAGUGUCUGCGUCGUUGGUGUUUGGGUUACAGGAGUAGAUUAUUGAUUCUGCAGUUAACAAUUAGGAAAGUCCAACCCUUACCAUCUACUGUCACAGAUUCUCUGCACGUCUUUACAACUUUACAUCACUCUUGCAAUGUGAGACACUUUGCAAGCUCAAGACAUAACGCGAAUAUUCUCUGAUCCCAUGCUAAUUUUUGUCGUCAUCGUAAGAAAACAGAUUGGUUCACUGACUUCCCGAAGGCUUUCACCAGCUGGCAUCAUUUCGUCUCUAACUUCAGCAAACGAUAUUUAUAUUCUUGUGCUACAAAGUCUUUGUAGCCAUAAGAUUGAUUUUCUGGGGUUUGAAUAAAUAUGUAGAAGCCAGGUAUUUUCGCCUAUUACCUCUGUGUAUCCUUGAAAGUUGCCUGUAAGCUAUCACUUUUCCGACUUGUUGUAGUGUGUCAUGAUUAUACUUGGAUGGAUAUAAUAAAUUAACAUGAAACUGUUGUUGUUACCCACUUUUAGAUGAUUUCGGAUAACGAAAUAUUUUCAUUUCCGCUUUCUGUAAGUUUGCACACCAAUCAGUUUAUGAUAUAGAUACUCACUGGUCCAGAUGGUGAACAAAACUUCGAAAUGGUACGAGCUGCUGCAUGGCAGUCUCGUCGCAAGUCGGAUUAUAGUUUCGAUCGUCUCCUCGCAGAUCUGUAUCCAGAUGGUCAGCCGGAGUUAACAUUGGAGAUGAUCCGUAUGGUUUCUUAUGUUAGGAAAGUCGCUCCACCUGGAACACUGGAUGCAUUUCCAUCUGCACUUCAAAGCGCCGAAUCAUGGAUCAGAGAUAGAUGGCGCUUUCAAGAGAGGGAUUUCGUUAAUAUGACACAUGGUUCACAAUCUACAGGACCUGCUACAUCACUAAGAAAGGGUUUAAAAAUUAUUGAAACAGUUGAGCCUUGUUCAAACCCUGUUGUCGAAGUUAAGAAACCGAGUGAUGCGAAAAUCAUGGAAGUUGGUCGGCAUACUCCGAACAAUGAUGAUUUAGAACCGAUAAAAAUUAAAGCUAAUCGUACACUUCCUGGAUUUGAAACCAUUCUGAAAUGUGGGAGAACCCCUGAAGCGGGCGAUACUAUGUUGAAUAAAGUUGAUUCUAUGGCUUUCAACAGUCCACUUGAUAUAGCUGGACAGAUUAAUCGUAUGUUUGAUAAGACGCAGUUAAGUUUCGCGAAUACAAAACUUGUGAAUGAUUCCCAGGUGAAUGAAGCUACUCAAGCAUCGUUUCUGUGCACAAAUUUGUCGCCUAUUAAUAGUGUGAAUUCAAAGGGAAAGAAUGUUUUUUAUUCUCCUGACUCACCACCCUGUAUGCUUGUACAGCGAUCAAAGAGGUCCUCCAACGAAAAACAGCCUAGAUUGCCUUCAGAAAAACGUUCUGUGCCGGAUACAUCUGAAAAUGAGAAUAAGGCAGCACAAAGUUGGGAUGCAUCUUCCUCUACCCAAGAUGGUGUAAACAGUCGAAAGAAAAUAAAUACGGGAGAUGCUAAUAUUGAUCAGUUGAAAUCAAAUGUAUUGAAUAUAUUUUACGAUCCCUUAGGCCUAGAAACAACCAAUUGGUAUGAUGAUGGUCAAGCAGUGAAAAUUAAUAACGGGGAGAAAUCAAUGGCUACUUCGAACCCAACUAAUUCUCCGUCUAACGAUAAACAAACUGCUCUUAGAUCUGCUGAUAUUCCUCUUGAUGAUAUUAGUACAAAAAUGAAUGUUCGCAUGGAUGAUACCUAUCUGUUGGAAUUUUUAGAUCGUAAUAUGGCUAACAUUGAUUCUAGAAAUACCAAUAUUGUCAGUCAACCAAAUAUUCAGCAAUCUUCUCCAAUAGCUUUUAUGCAAGAAAUGCUUGAACAAGCCAUGAAAACUGUGAAACAUAAGCGGCAACAGUGAAAACAUUUUUUCUUCAUUGCAUUGGUUUACUCUACGUCACUUCAUUUCUGAAUGCUUGUAUUUCAUGUGUCUUCAAUAAAUCAUUAUUUCGCUG